AUGAAGUGGAUUGUUUGUGGUUUAGCGGUGCUGGUUCUGGUGUUGAUUGUAAACGCCAAUGCGCAACAACAAUUGGACGAUCUUCCAGCACCCCUUGAAUCCGUGAACCGAGUGAAACGCCAAUUUGGAGGACAUGGAGGACACGGAGGAUAUGGUGGUCAUGGCGGAUUUGGACCCGGUCGCGGUGGACAUGGAGGGUACGGCCAUGGACACGGCGGCUACGGACAUGGGCAUGGAGGACAUGGAUAUGGACAUGGUGGUGGAUACAAUCAUGGCUACCACAGAGGCUAA
Messenger RNA from Armigeres subalbatus, 291 nucleotides. RefSeq lists its product as uncharacterized. The coding region runs from base 1 to 291 and encodes 96 amino acids. Lineage: Eukaryota; Metazoa; Arthropoda; Insecta; Diptera; Culicidae. The record is from RefSeq and is a predicted model, not a curated record. The transcript has a single exon.